ACGCUCCAGUUAUUUGUUAGAAUAAUCAUUUCGCAUUCUGAUUUUGCCAAGAAUGGAUCAACUUCGCUACGACGGUCGUGUUGCCGUAGUCACCGGCGCCGGUGGCGGUCUCGGAAAGGCUUACGCACUCUUAUUGGGAUCAAGAGGUGCCAAAGUGGUAGUGAACGACCUUGGAGGCGGCAAAGAUGGCGGUGGUACCUCUACCUUCGCCGAUGCUGUCGUUAAAGAAAUUAAGGAUAAUGGUGGUAUUGCGGUUGCUGAUUACAACAACGUGAUUGAAGGAGACAAGAUUAUAAAGACAGCCUUAGAUAAUUUCGGCCGCGUUGAUAUUCUCAUCAAUAAUGCCGGUAUACUUCGCGACAGGUCUUUCCAGAAGAUGUCUGAUCAGGACUGGGACCUGAUUCAAGCAGUCCACUUAAAAGGCUCCUUCAAGCCAACACAGGCAGCAUGGGAGACAUUCAAGAAACAAAAUUUCGGCCGCAUUGUAAUGACUUCCAGCAAUGCUGGUCUGGUUGGCAAUUUUGGCCAGGCUAACUACAGCACGGCAAAAAUGGGUCUAGUCGGAUUUAUGAACACAUUAGCGUUGGAAGGUGCAAAAUACAACAUUAAGAUUAACACAAUUGUGCCGACAGCGGCAUCUCGUCUCACUGAGGGCAUCCUACCCCCAGAUAUGUUCGACGCCAUGAAACCAGAACUUAUUGCGCCUGUUGUUGCUUAUAUGGUGCACGAGUCAUUCGAGGAUACCGCACAAGUGAUUGACUCCACCUUAGGAUUUGCACAUAAAGCACAUCUAGUGAGAUCUGUUGGCAGUGUACUCAGGGACAAGCCAGCUGACCCAGUGACUAUUGAGUCUGUCAAAGCAAAAUGGCCAAAAGUAGUGGACAUGAGGAAUGCUGAACAUGUUUCCCCAAUCGCCAACGUUACCGUCAACUUAGUCGAAAGAUUACAGGAAUUUGAGGACCGCGCGAAGUUAGACGAGAAUGGCCGAGAAUCCUAUUGGUCCAAGUACGAAUAUAAUUCCAAAGACGCUGUCCUGUACGCACUCGGAGUUGGGGCCUCUGUGUCGAAUUCUAGCGACUUGAAAUUCCUAUAUGAGGCUGAUGAGAACUUCUCCGUCUUACCAACGUACUUCAUUUUGGCGGGAAUGUGCAUGGAAGCCCCCGUAGUGCCCGCUGCCAUGCCUCCCGGAAAGGUAGCGGACUUUACCAAUAUUCUUCAUGGAGAACAAUAUAUUGAGUUCGUUGAUGACUUCCCCGGCACUGAAGGUGCUUUUGAUACACGCGUUUAUGUUGCGGAUAUUUUGGAUAAGGGCGCUAAUGCAGUUGUUAUUGUGAACAGCGAGGUGUACCAGGAAACAAGGCUGUUAUUCCGCACUCAGCAGCACAUAUUCGUGGUUGGCCAAGGAGGGUUCGGUGGACAGCGUACCAGUAGCCGCGGAGUUGAUGUCCAACCCGUGCCGAAGAGAGCCCCCGACGCUGUCGUCGAACAACGCACUGCUGAGGACCAGGCCGCUUUGUAUAGGUUAUCAGGCGAUUUAAAUCCGCUACACAUCGAUAAAAAUGUAGCGUUGGUCAGUGGAUACGAGAAGCCCAUACUACACGGACUCGCGUCACUUGGUUUCUCCGCAAGACACGUUCUCCUCAAAUACGGUGGCAACGAUCCAUCUAACGUGAAAGCACUAAAAGCACGUUUCGCAAAACCCGUCAUGCCUGGACAAACUCUUUCUACCGAGAUGUGGUUGGAAGGUCGCCGUGUACACUUCCAGACCAAGGUCAAGGAAACCGGCACCACUGUCAUUUCAGGUGCUUACGUGGAUUUGAAAAAUGUUGUCACGGGCAAUGUUACCAGCUCACCCGUGUCUGCGAGUGAAUUGAAGAGUGAUGGUCUGUUUGCAAGGAUGAAGGAUGAGCUCGCCAAGAACCCGGCUAAGGGCAAGAGCGUCAAUGGAGUGUUCCUGUACAACGUCACAGAUAGUGGCAAAGUUGUCAAGAAGUGGACUUUGGACUUGAAAAAGGGAGAAGCCUACGAAGGUGAACCACAGAGUGGAAAGCCUGAUACAACCUUGACACUUUCUGACGCUGAUCUGGUAGAAAUUGCAUCUGGAAGUCUAAGCCCACAGGUUGCAUUCAUGAAGGGGAAACUCAAGAUUGCAGGCAACAUGAUGCUCGCCCAGAAACUUGGACCCCUGCUUCAGUCUGAAGCCAAGUUGUAAACUCCCUAUAUAUUAAGUUGUUAUGUUUAUAAAUUUUUAACUGUGUUAAGAAUUACUUCUGUAAUGAGAUUUAAUGAUGAAUGGGUUGGUAUAUAAAUACUGCAUUUAUUUAUUUUGAGAUGAAAUAUGCACUACAAUAAUACCAGAGAAUCUGUCAAUUUUAUUUAUAUUUAUUUUAUUGAUAUAUAUUUUUUAUAUGAAUGUUGAUUCCAUUCCAAUGACAUGAUAUUUCUACAAAGGUGAGGGAAUAUAUCUUUUGUAUAUC
Messenger RNA from Achroia grisella, 2477 nucleotides. RefSeq names its product peroxisomal multifunctional enzyme type 2. Gene Ontology annotation, cellular component: cytosol. The coding region runs from base 53 to 2212 and encodes 719 amino acids. The transcript has 14 exons. Lineage: Eukaryota; Metazoa; Arthropoda; Insecta; Lepidoptera; Pyralidae. Gene Ontology annotation, molecular function: oxidoreductase activity. The record is from RefSeq and is a predicted model, not a curated record.